UUCAGCAUAGCCUAUCUGUGUAUCAUUACAGGUUGCCUCCGACUGCUGCCCUCCUCGAAGGACAUUGCUCUAGUUAAACUUCAACCAACUCCAGAAGCCAGUUAAACUGUAACUUCAUAUUCUCCGUCAGCCAGCAUUAUCCCCACAGGAGCUGGAGUACGGAGCAGACAGCAAGUGGAGACAGACAGAUGAUGAAUGACACCGGAGAGACGGAUCCUCAGUAAUGGAGCAGGAAGAAGCCGCAGCUGGAGAAGAGGCCGACUCACAGAUGACGUACAGGAUAGAGCGCCCAGUCUACGAUGAAGCCUUCAUCAGGGCGCAGCUUCUCACCCACAAAGAAAACUCCACCACCCUCCGACAGAGGCUGGCACACCAGUUCCGGUGUUCAUCACAGAAGGCCAAGGCGGCAGCCUUGAGCUUUCUGCCUAUUCUAACAUGGCUGCCAUCCUAUCCGGUCAAGCAGUACCUGUUUUCAGAUGUGGUCUCGGGUCUCAGCACGGGAGUCGUGCAGCUCCCUCAAGGUCUAGCCUACGCUAUGCUGGCUGCUGUGCCUCCAGUUUAUGGUCUGUACUCGUCAUUCUACCCCGUCCUGCUCUACACCUUCUUUGGCACGUCCAGGCACAUAUCCGUAGGCACCUUUGCAGUGAUAAGUCUCAUGAUUGGGGCCGUUGCAGUGAGGGAGGCCCCAGACUCCAUGUUUUACGUCCUGCCCACCAACGGAUCCAACGCAUCCACCGUCCUGGACGUGGAGGCUCGUGAUGCCAGGAGGGUGCAGGUGGCCGUCGUGCUCACGACGCUGGUGGGAAUCAUCCAGUUUGCUUUAGGUCUUCUCAGGUUUGGCUUUGUGGCGAUCUACCUUACAGAGCCUCUGGUGCGAGGCUUCACUACAGCUGCUGCAGUGCAUGUCGUGGUCUCUCAGCUGAAGUACCUGCUGGGGGUGAAAACACAGCGCUUCAGUGGGCCCCUCUCUGUCAUUUAUAGCGUCAAGGCGGUACUCGGUGACAUCACCAGCACCAACAUCUCCACCGUCAUCCUGGGCCUGGCGUGCAUCGUCUUCCUGUACACGGUCAAAGACCUCAACGAGCGCUUCAAGAAGAAGCUGCCCAUCCCCAUCCCUGGAGAGAUCAUUGUGGUCAUCGUGUCAACCGGCGUCUCGUAUGGACUGUCCUUAUCGGGCGACUACAAAGUGGAUGUGGUUGGGAAGAUACCAACCGGGCUUCUCCCUCCUGCCGCCCCGGAGUUCUCUCUGCUCCCCAGUUUGGUCACAGACUCCUUUGCUGUAGCAAUUGUUGGAUUCUCAAUGGGCAUCUCACUUGCCAAGACCUUCGCCCUGAAGCACGGCUACAGCGUGGAUGGCAACCAGGAGCUGAUCGCCCUUGGCCUGUGUAACUUCAUCAGCUCUUUCUUUCAAACCUUCGCCAUCACUUGCUCCAUGUCGAGGAGCCUGGUGCAGGAGAGCACUGGUGGAAAAACACAGAUCGCGGGGCUGCUGGCCUCUCUCAUGGUGCUGCUGGUGGUGUUGGCCAUUGGUUUCGUCUUCCAGCCGCUCCCUCAGACUGCACUGGCUGCCAUCAUCAUGGUGAACCUGCUGGGCAUGUUCAAACAGUUCAGAGACAUUCCUGCGCUGUGGAGGACCAGCAAGAUCGAACUGGCCAUCUGGCUGGUGGCCUUCGUGGCGUCUGUGCUGUUGGGACUGGACUACGGCCUGCUGGUGGCCAUCGCAUUCACCAUACUUACAGUCAUCUACAGAACACAGAGCCCAAAAAGUGCCAUUCUGGGCCAUGUUCCCGGAACGGGGCUGUACUGUGAUGUGGAUGAGUAUGAAGAGGCGGCUGAGUAUGACGGGAUUAAGAUUUUCCACUUCAACUCCUCAAUCUACUUUGCCAACAGUGACCUUUAUGUGAACACCCUCAAGGAGAAGACGGGUGUGGACCCUGAGGCCUUGCAAGCUGCCCGGAAAACCCAAAAGAAACGGAUGGAGAAGGCAAACAGCACCCCCACCCCUUCACUGAAGAUGUGUGGCAGGAACAAGCAGCAGGAAAUGACCCAUGAGGUUUUGUCCUAUGAGGUCGUGGCGGACGAGGAGAGGAACGGCCAGUUGGAGUCCCACUCAGAAGAGGCCGUCUUCCUUGAACCUCCUUUGACUGCCGUCCACUCCAUCAUCCUGGACUGGACGCCUGCCACCUUCAUCGACUCCGUGGGAGCCAAAGCCAUCAAACAGGUUAUCAAGGAAUACGCAGCUGUGGACGUUCAAGUGUUCAUAGCCGGCUGCAGCAGAAGCCUGCUGUCCGAGCUGGACACCUUACAGUUUUUCAACGGGGUCGUGACCCCGACGAUGGUGUUCCCCACCGUCCACGAUGCUGUGCUGCGCUGUCGGCGCUCAAAUCCCCGCCCAUCAGCCACUCCGACCGAUGGAACAAUCUGACAGGCGACGCCUCUAACCGAGGACAGCAGAUCUGGGACUGUAGGUGCGAUGACCUGAACAAUCAUUCAUAUUGAAUAGAGGGUUCGUAGCAUUUAAAAGAUUAUGCCAGUACCAGUACAGAGUAACGCCGACACCAAUAGAGUACUUCAUUUUAUACUUUUUGGUGGCAUUUCGGAACGCUGAACUGCCAACUCGGUCAAAUACAUCACGCUCAGUGGGUGACUGUAUGGGUUGUAGCUUAGUGGGCCAAUCACAUGUUUCAUUAAAUUGAGGAACACUGGCGGCGAUUUGACUGCGUUUAAAACCAUACAAAUAGUUUUUUUUCUAGUUCCGUGUCUAAAAAGGAUUAAAUGCAGGGAUGGUUUGACUGGAGGAGUGUCUAUACUUGGUACUGGCUCAUUGGGUCGAUAUACCCAGCCCUAUUGGUAGCACAGGUGGAUGCUGUUCCCUCUCAUGGAGCACGGAGGAGUCCGACAACCUGAAAUACAAGGUGCUUUUGUGAGGCUUGUAUCCUAUCAGAAAUUCAGGACUGCGUUUCCAACAGACAUUCCUCUUGUCUUUUUGUAGUUGUGUUUAAAUGAUCACUGCUCUGUUGGUGUAUUUAAUAAAUAAGCUGCUGUUGUCAAAAUGACGUGUUAGAACAAUUUACAGUUCAUGGUGGAAACUUGAAGCUCUUUAUAAUGCUGAUAUCAAAUGUUACUGAGAAGUUGUGUCUUGAUGGAUUCAUGAGAAUAUAUUUUCAGCUGUAAUUAUGGAUUUAAACCAGCAAAAGCGUCGUCAUCGGUGAAUUUGCAGUGUCAUGUUUGUUAUAGUAACAAUUGUACAACGUUUAGCAAAUCACUGAGACUCAAAUCUGGAAUAAACUUUAUUUUUAAGUGAACAAGAAUGACAACAAAAAGGACUAUUUUUUGACUCGACUGCUUCUCUUGUCGGUGGAACUCCUCACACACAAACACACUUAGUUGUAUGUCAUGUAUCUGGGAGUGGCGCUGAACUUGGCGUAGGACUUGAUGACCUUGUUGACGGCUUCCAGGAAGUCUUUCUCUGUGGCGAUCUUUCUGCGAGCUCUGAUGGCGAACAUGCCGGCCUCUGUACACACACUGCGGAUCUCGGCACCUGGCAGGAAACACACCAAAUGUCAUGUUCAAUCAUUUGUGUAGCAAACACCCUCUGGUUUGUGAGAUUUGAAGGUUUUGGAUGAGAUGUUUCUAUUCUGUGAUAUAGUACAGUUUAAAAAAAAAAAAAAAAAGUCUUCAGACCUCGACUUCAUUACAGCCAAAUGGGUUCAACUGCAUUUAGACAGACGGCAUCUCAUACUUACGUCACCCAACAGAUUGUAUCUCACAUAUCUCCUCCCUCAUCAUUGUGUGGUGAAAACCAUGCAGUACCUUCAAAACAUCAACUUUUCAUGUCUUAAGAGAAAUGGUAAAAAUAGCAUAAGAACGAAUAUUCAAAGAAACAUGUAAUCCUUUGGCUUAUCAGAAAAAAAAUCACUAAAUUUGAAGGCAUGUGUUUUUAUUAGACAGCGACAAAAUGUCCUGGUGCCCCCUUGUGGCCACGCGCAAGUGCUGCACUAGUAGACAAAUAUUUUAGGGCAAAUUUGUGACCUAGAGUAACUAGGAGUCAAAAUUCAAAACGGGCGACAAACAACUGAGAUGAUGAACAAAGUUCAGUGUUACGGUGACCCUGGAAUGAUGCUUUCAGAACAGGAAGCGAGGGAAAGCUAGAGCUACAGGAAGAUGCGGGAGACAUCUAGAAGGAAUGGGAGUCUUUAAAUACAAAAACAAAAGACUAAACAGGGAUUGAAUUCUGCAGUGUCUGUCUUACCGGUGCUGUUGGGACAGAGGCGAGCCAGCAGCUCAAAGCGAAUGUCUCUCUCCACACUCAUAGAGCGGGCGUGGAUCUUGAAGAUGUGGGUGCGACCCUGAAACACAACACAAACCGGUGUGAGGCUAGGGGUUCAUUACAGAAAAAAAACAGCUACACAAAGUAGAGAUAAGCAGACACAAUCCACCGGCAUGUUUUUAUGGCCGAUUUAUGAGACUAUAGCUGCGUGUUUUGUGAACGCUGAACUCACCUCCAGGUCAGGCAGGCUGAACUCGAUCUUCCUGUCCAGACGUCCGGGUCUCAUCAGGGCCGGGUCCAGGGUGUCCGGUCGGUUGGUGGCCAUCAGCACUUUGAUGUUGCCUCGGGGGUCGAAGCCAUCCAGCUGGUUGAUGAGCUCCAGCAUAGUCCUCUGGACCUCGUUGUCUCCGCCAGCGCCGUCAUCAAAACGAGCGCCUGGCAGGUUCAAACAAAAGGAUACGUUUGUGUUAAUGUGGUGAAAUGUUGUGUAGGAAUGUUUUAGUUUCUUUACCACUGGUUAUAAAAAACAACAUUCAGUAUUUCAUAAAAAGAAAAAAUAGUGUACAUAGAGAAUAAAUGUUGCACCAAAAAUGGCUAAAAUUAUUUUUGAAACAUUUUUAUGGGUUAUUUUAAGACAGAAUUUUCAACUUCAAUUAAAGAUUAAAAUUUCUACAGAUGUCUCCCUUGAUGUUACCCUGAUGUGGCCGUGGUUUAAGCCAUUUUGUAAGGAUCACCACAGAUAUAAGCGAGAACGUACACUACAAAAAAAAAAAACCAAUUGUAAAAAGUACAGACUGAGGCGAGC
Anarrhichthys ocellatus (wolf-eel) is the source of this 5075-nucleotide messenger RNA. RefSeq names its product solute carrier family 26 member 5 (gene slc26a5). Gene Ontology annotation, biological process: sulfate transmembrane transport. Bases 224 to 2425 code for a protein of 733 amino acids. Gene Ontology annotation, cellular component: membrane. Gene Ontology annotation, molecular function: secondary active sulfate transmembrane transporter activity. The record is from RefSeq and is a predicted model, not a curated record. Lineage: Eukaryota; Metazoa; Chordata; Actinopteri; Perciformes; Anarhichadidae. The transcript has 18 exons.